AUGUUUGAAGUGGCCGAAGGUGGUUUUCUCGACAUUGAUGUCAAGAUAACUGGACCGGACAACAAAGUGAUUUACAAAGGCGAACGGGAAUCUUCUGGGAAAUAUACAUUUGCAGCACAUAUGGACGGUGUGUACACGUACUGCUUCGGAAAUCAGAUGAGUACAAUGACGCCUAAGGAUGCGGGUUCUAUGCAUUACUCAAAAAAACUUUUAACGACGGUACCAAUAUCGAGAAAACAAAAUUUUUUGUUUAUAGCCGACAAUCAGAAACUUGAAGAAAUGGUCCGAGAGCUGUCCACUGCCCUAAUGUCAGUUAAGCACGAGCAAGAGUACAUGGAAGUCCGAGAACGAGUUCACCGAUCAAGUAAGUUUACCUAUCAUUUUUAUUGCUUUCCUUAACA
This is a messenger RNA of Strongylus vulgaris, 401 nucleotides long. The record is from the annotation of a GenBank genome assembly. NCBI's taxonomy places the organism in Eukaryota, Metazoa, Nematoda, Chromadorea, Rhabditida, Strongylidae.